AAUGUGGAACACACUUCCAAAUGUGGAACCCACCACCACAAAUGCUCACUAACCCAUAGUUGCAUCAUAUGUGAAAUCCACUGCUAGAGACAUCACAUCUGAAGACCACUGCAAUGGCAUCGUAUAUGGGGAAUCCACUACAUGAUUGUCACAUAUGACGCUCACUCCCACAGUUUAAAAGACGACCUGAAAAUUUUUGUUCACAAACUAGUGUGUGUGACUCGCCUUUUGACCCAGAGAGCGCUAAGAAGUUGGAACAUUUCACUGACGGAAAUUGGAAUUGUGGAGGCUACAAUAAACGGGCCUACAUAACUCAUCAGGAUUGGUAUUCCUUGGUUGUCAAGCAGCAUUGACAAGAUGGCCGCUGAUAGGCGUAUUGUCUACUGCCUGUUAUGUGAGAAGCCUCAUGAAAAUUUGUCAAGUCACCUUAAGAAGGCCUGUAUGAAGGACAACACAGAAGAAGAGCGUAACGCUGAGUUGACCAAGGCCAAAAUAUCCCAAAAAGAAUGGACGAGAGUGGGCAGACGUUGGGAGUACCAUGAGGUUGAUUCCUUAAUGAAUGAGGAAGAUCCCCUCCGUGCCCUCAUCGACCGGCUGAAAAGCAAGGGCUUCUUUAUAGUCAAAGACCCAUCGGAAAGCUCUCCAGCUGAGCAACGGCAGCUUCUGCAAGACGUCACUCCGUGGAUGCGCAGUAUGGUUGCCAAACUUAAGACUGGAGUGAACGUGGCAACAAACUACACGACACAGUUCCGAUACUUUUGUAUGGGCGUGUUGUCUGUGGUAUACAACAAAUCUUUGAAGAGUAUAGAGACUUUCAAAACUGCAGGUUGGGUUGAUAGACAGCAGACAUCAAGUGGUGUGACCAUCCAAUUCAGUGAUAAUUCAGUGGCCUGUACACUCAGAAAGGAAGAAGAAGAGUGGUUUGAGUUGUACUUUACCAAGAUACGGCCACUGGCUUUACUUAGACAAGAUGAAUAUAUGGACGACGAAGGCUGCUUCUUUCUAGGACAGAAUGGUGGUCCCAUUGCAAACACAAAAACAGAUUUACAACGUCUUUGGAAGUUUUGUGAGCAGACGACUCAAAGCAGUGAGCCGAUUCCAGAGGAUACACAGACAGCUAGUGGGAGUUGUGAGCAGACGACUCAAAGCAGUGAGCCGAUUCCAGAGGAUACACAGACAGCUAGUGGGAGUUGUGAGCAGACGACUCAAAGCAGUGAGCCGAUUCCAGAGGAUACACAGACAGCUAGUGGGAGUUGUGAGCAGACGACUCAAAGCAGUGAGCCGAUUCCAGAGGAUACACAGACAGCUAGUGGGAGUUGUGAGCAGACGACUCAAAGCAGUGAGCCGAUUCCUGAGGAUACACAGGUGGCUGGUGAGAGUUGUGAGCAGAAAACUCAAAGCAGUGAGCCGAUUCCAGAGGAUACACAGACAGCUAGUGGGAGUUGUGAGCAGACGACUCAAAGCAGUGAGCCGAUUCCUGAGGAUACACAGGUGGCUGGUGAGAGCUCUUCUUCCUCAGCUUUGAAUACAACAGCUCUUGACCAGUUUGAAACAUUUGUUGAAAUGUUUCCCGUCACUCUCAACGACGAACCACCCACAAAAAAGAGGAGGAUGAGCGCUGGAUUUGAAGGCCGUGACGUUUAUGACAAGUGGAGAGGAGAGCAGUACAAGAUGCGCUUAAAUUAUAUCCUCGCUUACAAUUCCAUCUCAGCUCACAUUGGCAGGCAUCAACCGACUUUGGACAAAGUCCGUCUCGUCAUCUCCAAAGAAAAGUGGCACGCAAACCUCCCGGACCUUAAGGAUAUUCUUCAGGCUUGGAUAUCUGAACAGAAGACGAGCAUUGAAAAGGAUGGCAAAAUCAUAAAGGCAGUUUCGGAGCAAAAAUGGAAAGGGCUUCAGAUCCAGGACUUUGGUGGAGAUAAGGGAAAAGGUGUCGUUGCCACCAUGCCAUUCACCAAAGGAGAUGUCCUUUGUGACUACCAUGGCCGAAUAAUCCCGGCAUCUGAAGGAAAGAAAUUGCUUUCAGAACAGCAGAGUGGAGAAAUGGGCUAUCUUUUUUUUUUCAAGACCAGAGGUGGUGCCAGUCUUUGUAUCGAUGCACAGACCUUCCCUUGUGAAUGUCACCCCCUUAAAGACACAUUUGGGAGGAGGAUGAAUCAUUCUAAAAAGAAAUUCAAUGUCAAGCCGGUACAUUUCCAAUUGAAAUUCCCUGAUGGUUGCAGAGACACUAUACUGUUCCUGGCAUCAAAGGAUAUCCAGUGCAAUGACGAAAUCUUGUGGGACUAUGGCGUAAACAAGACAUCAUUCAGAGGUGAAGGUCUUGACUUGGACUGGUUAGAUGAAUGAGACAAACAUUUUUCUGGUGUUUGCUGACAUUGCUGUGCUGGAUUUGCCUCCUAUAUGCCGCUUUUAAG
Alosa sapidissima (American shad) is the source of this 2414-nucleotide messenger RNA. RefSeq lists its product as uncharacterized. The record is from RefSeq and is a predicted model, not a curated record. The coding region runs from base 358 to 2346 and encodes 662 amino acids. Gene Ontology annotation, molecular function: protein binding. The transcript is spliced from 16 exons. NCBI's taxonomy places the organism in Eukaryota, Metazoa, Chordata, Actinopteri, Clupeiformes, Clupeidae.